This is a messenger RNA of Hydractinia symbiolongicarpus, 2024 nucleotides long. Its product is annotated as transmembrane protease serine 5-like. Gene Ontology annotation, molecular function: serine-type endopeptidase activity. The record is from RefSeq and is a predicted model, not a curated record. Gene Ontology annotation, biological process: proteolysis. The coding region runs from base 218 to 1744 and encodes 508 amino acids. Lineage: Eukaryota; Metazoa; Cnidaria; Hydrozoa; Anthoathecata; Hydractiniidae. The transcript has 7 exons. Gene Ontology annotation, cellular component: membrane.
UCAAAUGUAGUCGUCAUGAGUUUCGAAAAAGCUAGCUGCUAUUAUAAGAAGAAAACAAGAAACACCACCGAAUGUUUUGUUGACAAACACGUGUCAUUAAUGGCUGACAUUCCAUUGUCGUGGUUGUCUAUAAAAGCAAAACAUGGCACCUUGCGUAGUUACUUCAAAAAGAAACACUAAGCUGGCUGGUACAGCUCGAAAUAAUUUAUUAUAAUUUAUGAAUAAAAAACUGAAAAAACUUGUGCAUCGUGUAAUGGAAUGUUUUAUUUGUUUAUUUAUUUUGUUCGAUGGAAUUUCAUUCAUUGAAGCAAAAGCCCUUCAAGACUCGACCAACCUUCUUCCGAUAUGCACCUUUGAAAAUGGGCUGUGCCCAGGAUACACACAUGAUAACAACAAGAACUUUCAAUGGAAAAUCAACAGUGGUACUACUCAAUCCUUGAUGACAGGACCAACAAAAGAUCACACAUUGGAAACGAAACAAGGCAAAUAUGUUUAUAUGGAAAGUUCAUUUCGUUUGAAUAAAGAAAUCGCUAGAUUCCAGACUCCUUACCUUAGUAACAACCUCCACGACUUGACAGUAUGCGUCACAUUCUUUUAUCAUAUGCGUGGUCACACGAUGGGUGACUUAGCCGUGUUCACACGUGAAAGUGGUAAGGAGAAACUAAAGUUUCAAAUAACCACAAAACAAAAUAAAGACGAAUGGUUUGAGGGACGCUUUCCAUUUCAACCAGGAUCAAAACCAUUUCAGAUCGUUUUCCAAGGUACAACAUCGUACAGCUUCUUCGGUGACAUCGCGUUGGAUGACAUCAAAAUAUCUCGACAGUCAGUUUGUUCGUUCUGGCCACCCGAAGCUGUUCCAAAAAGCGUCACUCCCACAGUGACACCUCCACGUUAUGGACCAGAAAAUCAAUUGACUUGUGGUAGACGCAAAACAAACGCCUCACUGAACCAGACAAAGAUAGCGAAAGGGAGUCAACGGAUAGUCGGUGGAAAUCCUACAAAAGCUGGCGCAUGGCCGUGGAUGGCUAUGAUACUGACACGAGAUGAUAUUGGAAUGAACUACAACACUUGGUGCGGUGGAACACUUCUAGGAGUUGAUUGGGUAAUCACUGCUGCUCAUUGCGUCGCCAACAUACCACAAAAGACAGAUAUUAAGAUCAGAUUGGGUGCUCAUAAAAUAUCGAACGGACUUUUGGAAAAGACUGACUACGACGUAGAACAAAUUUACGUGCAUCCGGAUUAUCGAGUCCAGAAAGUUUACAAUAAUGAUGUAGCAUUGAUCAAACUACGUAAACCAGCACUUUUGAAUGAUCAAGUCAAUUCCAUAUGUUUAAUGGGAAAUGAAUAUGAGCCGGCAGCAGGAGAUAAAUGCGUAAUUGCAGGUUGGGGAAAGCUGUGGAGUGGUAAUAGUGGAAUAUAUCCGAAAGUUUUACAAGAUGGCGAGGUAAGCAUGCGAAGUCGUUAUCACUGCUAUAAGACAUAUGGUAGUCUAAUUACAGACAAUAUGCUCUGUGCUGGCGAAGACAUCGGUAUACCCGACACGUGUCAAGGUGAUAGCGGAGGUCCACUUAUGUUUGAAAGAAAUGGAAGAUGGCAUCUAGUUGGUAUCACAAGUUGGGGUCACAGUGGUGGGUGUGGUCAGUACAAAAGGUAUGGUGUCUACACAAGAAUGACAGCGGUGGAGGAUUGGAUUAAGACUGUUACAAAAUAUCCAAACGCUUAUCCGUCGUUGUUUUACGAUUGAAAAGAAAGAGAAAAAAAGUAAGCAGUGUUGAAUAAAUGACGUGAAGAGAUGACAUGAUAAAAUAAAAAAAUAUAAAUAUGACAAAAAACUACGACCACAAGACCAGAUUACAACCACCAAACUUUGUACUUUGACCUUAUUAAAAUACGACACGCAAUGGAGUGACCAUGAAAAAGAACUCUCCUUCACAUAAAUUUUCUUUAGAAGUAUUGUGCUUUAUUUUUCUACGACAACAAACCAUGUUUAUUUUCUUAAUCAGAAAAAAAAUUAUUUAAAAAGA